CCAUAUUUUAGCAAACCACCUUGCUUACGGAAAUAAUAUGGCUGCCUCAGCGGAGGCUAUCCGACCGAAGUUAAUUGCACACAAUUUAUCGAAAGAGCCAUGAAUAAGUAUAGGAAUCAGGGAGAUACAAACGACGGGCUUGUUAUUUGCACUUGUUGAGAAGGAGCUGCGAAAACUCCCUGACAACACACUGGCUGGCUUGAGAAGUUUGGAGUCUGCGCCUUGGUUAAAGUACCUGGGUCGGGAUGCACUGCUGGAGAUAAACUCUGCAGAACGGUGGACGCGGAAGUUUGACAAAUAAUUGAAUACCAAGGGUUGGGUGGACAUUUAGCCAAAACUUCAUUAAUGUUGUCACUAUUGACUCAAACAAGACGACAACGUACUCAGUCCGAAGUUAUCGUUGGUUAUUAGCAAGUUAGCUAGUUAGACAGAUGUUGACUGUUCCGAUGUGUGUUUCCAGGUUCUCGAACGCCAUCUAGCAAGCAAGGCUAGCUCCACGGUUAGCUGUAACUAGCAUUCCAACAAAGUGUUGCACGAGCACUCUUGCAUCUUCAAAGCUACUGAAUAACAUUCUUCAGUUGUCUGCAAACUAGCUCAUUGAAUGAGUGUUUAAACCUUUUAUAUUAGCCACUGGCUUUACCAGAAAGCUAUCAUCUAAGUAAUGCGAACUAGUUAAGUUUCCCAUGAUUGCUCAUCAAACACAGUUUAGCCCGUACUAGUGCCUUUUGUCAUGCACAAGUGUGGCCUGAAAAGCACGAGAGAUGGCCACAGAGGGAUAUGACCGCAAAACGAGCUAAAUGUCAAAUAUACAUUUUAAGGCCUGUCAAAUGAGUGGAUUGCAUGGAGAUGAAAACCAAUACGUUUGUUAAAGGGCACAAUGAGAAAACAUAUCUAGUUAUUGUAGUCUAGGAGGAAGUUGCUACAGGGCCAUGUGCAGUAUUGACAUGAUCACAACUGUUGUACAACAUGUAGCCGGUAUUUGACUAGGCAAGUGUUAUAUGACCAGUGUCUGCAGAGAUAUUGUAUUGGGACGACCAGGAUUGGUGCCUGUAGCUGUCUACCGCGGUUGCUAACUCUAUGAACCAUUUUACCAGAUAUGGAACUGAGGUUUCUCAGCUCAGCUGGUAAAUGUAGGAAUUGUGCCUUUUCUAUAAUUCUGUGUAGUUCCCCAUCUUGAUAGUAGCUUUCUCAGUUGUUCUCGAGUCCUCUUUACUUUUAAAGCAACAAUGUCGAUGGAGCACAGUAGUGGCUUAGGCCUGCAUUAUGUUAUUUCAUGCUGGAUGAAUGUAAGUCAUCACGAUUAGUCCUUGGAUCAACAUUGUCUUUUGAUUGGGCCUCCAGUAUUCUUCUGACUGCCUUCGUCUUACAAAUAAAACCCACAAGUGCCAUUAGAGACCUUCUCUAACAGUAACAGAAACAACCAAAGCAGUCAAUGCAUGAUAAAGAGGGAGGAAUUUGAGUAAUAAGGACCAGCCUGCCCAUUCGCCAUUGCAUUGACCUCCAUCCAAAACUCCUGCAUUGGUGUCAGUGGUGGGAUGCAGAAGUGAGCAUCUCCCGCCGCCUCCACUUUCCAGUCAUCACCGCACCAGGAGAGACCAAACUGACUGAGGGAAAUCGCACCACGGAGGGGUUCCCUGCUCUCCUCCUCCUACCCACCAGGUUCUCUACACCCAGGUGGUGAGAGAGCCCAGUUUGGUGACCCGGCUGCGGCCUGGCACCCUGCCCUUAUGGGGCAGCAGCCGGGGAAAUUUGUUGGGGACCAGAGGAGACCGAGUCUGCCAGCGCUGAAUUUCAUCAAGGGAGGGAAGAGGGAGUCAUCACGGCAUGGAGCCCAUCACUGUAACGUGUUCGCUGUGCACGAAGCUCUCCAGAGACCAGACUUUGAGCCCCAGGGUCUGACCGAAGCGGCCCGCUGGAACUCCAAAGAAAAUCUUUUGGCCGGACCCAGCGAGAAUGACCCCAACUUGUUUGUUGCUCUUUAUGACUUUGUGGCCAGUGGGGACAACACUCUCAGCAUAACUAAAGGAGAGAAGCUGCGAGUUUUGGGUUAUAACCAUAAUGGGGAGUGGUGCGAGGCGCAGACCAACCACGGCCAGGGCUGGGUGCCCAGUAACUACAUCACCCCGGUCAACAGCCUGGAGAAGCACAGCUGGUACCAUGGGCCUGUGUCGCGCAACGCAGCAGAGUACCUGCUCAGCUCUGGUAUCAACGGCAGCUUCCUGGUCAGGGAGAGCGAGAGCAGCCCUGGGCAGAGGUCUAUCUCACUGCGCUACGAGGGACGCGUAUACCACUACAGGAUCAAUACAGCCUCCGACGGGAAGCUAUACGUGUCAUCUGAGAGUCGUUUCAACACCCUGGCAGAGCUGGUGCACCACCACUCCACGGUGGCUGACGGCCUCAUCACCACGCUGCACUACCCAGCGCCCAAACGCAACAAGCCCACCAUCUACGGCGUGUCACCCAACUAUGACAAGUGGGAGAUGGAGCGUACCGACAUCACCAUGAAGCACAAGCUGGGAGGAGGGCAGUAUGGAGAGGUCUACGAGGGGAUCUGGAAGAAGUACAGCCUCACCGUGGCCGUCAAGACCCUCAAGGAGGACACCAUGGAGGUGGAGGAGUUCCUAAAGGAGGCUGCUGUCAUGAAGGAGAUCAAACACCCCAACCUGGUACAGCUACUGGGCGUGUGCACGCGGGAGCCCCCGUUCUACAUCAUCACAGAGUUCAUGACCCAUGGCAACCUGCUGGACUACCUGAGGGAGUGUAACAGGGAGGAGGUGAACGCUGUGGUGCUGCUCUACAUGGCCACGCAGAUCUCCUCCGCCAUGGAGUACCUGGAGAGGAAGAACUUCAUCCACAGGGACCUAGCAGCCCGUAACUGUCUGGUAGGGGAGAACCACCUUGUGAAGGUGGCAGACUUUGGGCUGAGCAGGCUGAUGACGGGGGACACGUACACGGCCCACGCUGGGGCCAAGUUCCCCAUCAAGUGGACUGCCCCGGAGAGCCUGGCCUACAACAAGUUCUCUAUCAAAUCUGACGUCUGGGCGUUUGGAGUGUUGCUAUGGGAGAUCGCCACCUAUGGGAUGUCUCCGUACCCUGGCAUAGACCUCUCCCAGGUGUAUGAGCUCCUAGAGAAGGACUACCGCAUGGACCGGCCGGAGGGCUGCCCAGAGAAGGUCUACCAGCUCAUGAGGGCCUGCUGGAAGUGGAACCCUGCGGAACGGCCCUCCUUUGCAGAGACCCACCAGGCCUUUGAGACCAUGUUUCAGGAAUCCAGCAUCUCUGACGAGGUGGAGAAGGAGCUGGGGAAGAAAGGGAAGAAGGUGACACUGGGCCCCAUCCAACAGGCUCCACAGCUGCCCACCAAGACCAGGACCCUCCGUAGGAAUGUGGACAGAGACGGAGACAGCCCUGACGCCGUGGAGCCGGAGGUGGCUGUGUCCCCCAUGCUCCCAAGGAAAGAACGUCCGUUCCUGGACAGCAACCUGAACGAGGACGACCGCCUCCUGCCCAAAGACAAGGACAAGUCCCGCAACAGCCUCUUCAACCUCAUCAAGAAGAAGAAGAAGACUGCGCCCGCCCCGCCCAAACGCAGCAGCUCUUUCAGGGACAUGGACGGACACGCGGAGAGACUGGGGCUAGCGCCCGACCCCCGAGACGACUUCAACAACGUCUCUUCAGCCUUCAGUGUUACAUAUACCAUCGACCCCAGCAAGUUCCCGAGUGCUAACAACAAUGGGGUAGGGGGUAUUACCAACGGGGGCCCCACCUACCCAGGGCCCCUGUUCUACCCGCAUCAUGCCAGGAAGAAAGGUACGCCGGUGGUGCCCAGUGUAGUGGGUAAAACACCCAAUGAGGAGGAUAUAGUCUCUAACUCCAAGCGUUUCCUGCGCUCCUCCUCGGCCUCUAGCAUGCCCCCGGGCUCAGAGCGCACUGAGUGGAAGUCAGUCACGCUGCCACGCGACCUGCAUAAAGGCCACUUUGACUCGGGAACCUUUAGGAGCAAGCCCGCCCUGCCACGCAAGAGGGCCAACGAGAAGCCAGAGAUCAGCGCCCCUCGCAUGGGCACCCUGACCCCCCCGCCCCGCCUGCCCAAGAAGACAGAGGACAUGUCAGACGAGGUGUUUAAGGACGCUGAGCCCAGCCUCCUGACGCCCAAGCUUGGCAGAAGGCUUUUAGUGUUGGGGGUAGACAACUCCAAGACCAGCGCCCUGCAGGCCGAGCUGCUCAAGCCCAACGUGUUCCCUGCUUUGGGGGCAGCUGGGGAUGAGUGCAGGGCCCGCCGCCACAAACCCAACCUGGACUCCUCCGGCCCCAGGGAGAGAGGCAAGUUCCAGAAGACCAAACCUGCUCCCCCUCCACCCCCCAGUGCCAAGAGCUCCCGCAGCCCCACCCACGAGCUCCCCUCACCCACAGAUGCCAAAGCCAAGGCCUCAGACCCCCACUACCCAUCUAGCUUCAGUGACCAAGUCCGCUCUCCCCUGGAGGCCCACAAGAAACUCAACCUCAACACCACUUCCUACAAACCACAGCCAUUAAAGACCUCCUCCUCUUCAGUGUCUGGCUCUACCUCCAGCCCCCUGGGUUUCUCCUCCCUCAACUCCCCAGGAGACCAGGCCUCUCCCACAGCCUUUAUCCCCUUGAUGAACACCCGCCGCUCCCUGAGGAAGACACGUGCGCUCCCGGAGCGCCAACCCAACUCGGCCAUCACCAGGGAGAUGGUCCUGGAGGGCACGGACCUGCUGCGCACCGCCAUCGGACACAACUCUGAGCAGACAGGCAGCCACAGCGCCGUGCUGGAGGCGGGAAAGAACCUGUCCAAGUACUGCGUCAGCUACGUGGACUCCAUCCAGCAGAUGAGGAACAAGUUUGCCUUCCGCGAGGCCAUCAACAAGCUGGAGAGCAGUCUGCGCGAGCUGCAGAUCUGCCCUGCUUCCACCGGGGGCGCCAGUGGAGCGCAGCAGGACUUCAGCAAGCUGCUCUCGUCUGUCAAAGAGAUCAGUGACAUCGUUCAGAGGUAGCAGAGAGGCCACAUUGACAUUGAGGGCAGGACAUGUUAGUGCCACUGGACGGUUUAAGCAUGACGCACACCUCAGAGGAAGACUUUAUUCAGCUUUACAGGAGGUCAGAGAACACUAAAGACUGGUUACUGUGUUCAGAAUCAAAAUUCAGAAGGUUCGUUUUCCUUAACUAUGGAGGCCUGGGCCCAAUUCUGCAUCAAUCAUGACACUAGACAAAACGCAUGUCACAUUCUUUCCUUUACUGUCGUGGUUUACAAUGGGAAGUGCACAUUGUCUCUACCUUUUUCCCCUUCGCUUGCUGCCGAUCUCUGAUGUGAAUGGUAAAGAUGUGCGACUGUCAGUAUUGCGCCAUAGAGGAAAGAAGACCUGGGAACAUCUUGCGUCUGAAUAAAGUGCCUUAACACUAUGGGGAAUUACUCUGUAAUUCUACUGAAAGCCAAACUAUAAACAGAGCAGUAUGACCUUACAAAUACUGCUUUCAGGCAGUCAUAUUCCAUACUGAACACUGUCUCCAACAAGAUACACCUUCUGGAGUUGGAUGGCUUGUAAUAAAUGGAGGACAUGCAAUUUGUCUUACUACUUAACAAACCAAUGAAAUCUCACUGUGUAGUCAGGGGGUGACCAAGACGUGUUUCUUUUCUACUUGUCAUUGAAAUAAUGAUUUCAGUUAAAUGUACCUUUGCCCUGUCUGACUGCGAUGCCAUCAACCACAAGCUGCCUUUAUUUCAAUGUUGACUCCUUGUUUUAUUCUUCCCAUAAAAAUCAUGCCACUA
Oncorhynchus mykiss (rainbow trout) is the source of this 5791-nucleotide messenger RNA. Its product is annotated as tyrosine-protein kinase ABL1. The record is from RefSeq and is a predicted model, not a curated record. Gene Ontology annotation, biological process: protein phosphorylation. Gene Ontology annotation, molecular function: non-membrane spanning protein tyrosine kinase activity; ATP binding; protein binding. NCBI's taxonomy places the organism in Eukaryota, Metazoa, Chordata, Actinopteri, Salmoniformes, Salmonidae.